This is a messenger RNA of Rhododendron vialii, 2100 nucleotides long. RefSeq names its product cytochrome P450 CYP749A22-like. Bases 393 to 1934 code for a protein of 513 amino acids. The record is from RefSeq and is a predicted model, not a curated record. NCBI's taxonomy places the organism in Eukaryota, Viridiplantae, Streptophyta, Magnoliopsida, Ericales, Ericaceae. The transcript has 5 exons. Gene Ontology annotation, molecular function: oxidoreductase activity, acting on paired donors, with incorporation or reduction of molecular oxygen; iron ion binding; monooxygenase activity.
GACUUUGGAGGCCAUGUAUGGCUUCCUCCUCUCAUUAUCAUCUCACAUCUCUCUGAGUCACUUGGGUGGAGCAUGGCCUAUAAAUCAGAGCUUUAGGCUCUGGUAUUUGUAUCAUAAAUCAGAGAGAUACACGAGACAUUGUGAGCCUUGGUGAGAUAGAGAUUAUAAUCCUCCAUACAUAAUCAGAAUCCGUUGUCCCUCCGUGGAGUUCUAAAUUUUGGGGAACCAUAUAUAUCUGUAUUGUGUCAUUUUGUGUUUGUGUUUGUGGGUUACAUCCUAAUCGGCUUAAGACCAUUUAGUACUACCAUGCAAAGAAAGAUUGACACCACAAACCUUAACCAAACAAACUAAUAAUUCAACUGCCUCUUGGAGUUCUUUGACUUGAGCUUGAUAUGGGUGUCCUGGAAACCAUAACAAUCCUUCUUUCAUGCUCUCUUUGUUUUUACCUUCUAUUUUUUCUCCUCACCCUCCUUCGCAAAAUGUGGUGGACUCCAAUUCGCAUUCAACGUGCGAUGAAUUUACAGGGGAUCAGAGGCCCUCCUUACAGAUUCGUCCAUGGAAAUACGAAAGAGAUCCUCAACAUGAGAACAGCGACCAUGAGCAAACCAAUGGGUUUAUCGCACAACAUAUUCCCCAGACUCCAGCCUCAUCUACAUUCUUGGCUCAACAUAUACGGGAAGAAUAUGCUUAUGUGGCAUGGUCCCGAAGCUCAGUUAGUUAUUACAGAUUCAGAGUAUGCAAAGGAAAUACUUAACGACAAGGAAAAGAUUUAUCCGAAAGGAGGUAUUGAAGGCUUCAUAAAGAAGCUGUUAGGGGAUGGGGUUGUGACAUCUAAAGGCGAAAAAUGGGCAAAGCAAAGGAAACUCGUCAACCACUUUUUCUAUGCAGAGAGCCUAAAAGAUAUGGUUCCAGCGAUGAUUGAGACUGUUGAGAUGAUGCUAGAAAGGUGGAAACAUCAUGAAGGCAAAGAGAUUGAGGUGUUAGAAGAAUUUAGACUAUUAACAUCCGAAGUCAUCUCGAGAACAGCUUUUGGUAGUAGUUAUUUAGAAGGGAAAGGCAUAUUUGAGAUGCUGAUGAAGAUGGUAACCAUCUAUUCCAGAAAUUUCUUCAAAAUCAGGCUUCCUGGCCUCAGCCUGUUUUGGAAUAGAAGCGAUGACAUAGAAUCAGAUAAACUUGAACGAGAAAUACGGGAUUCCAUUACAAGGAUGAUAAGGAAACGAGAAAAUGUAUUAAGAGAGCAGGGAAACUUUGGGACUGAUCUUCUUGGACUACUUGUGGAGGCUUAUAACGAUCCUGACGAGACGAAUAGGAUUACACUGGAAGAUGUGAUUGAUGAAUGUAAGACCACCUACAUUGCCGGACAUGAAACGACAACCAACUUGCUCUCAUGGACCAUCCUCCUUCUAGCAAUCUAUACGGCUUGGCAAGACGAAUUACGGAAGGAGGUUCUUGAGUUAUUUGGAGAGCAGAAACCAAAUGCAGAAGGCAUUGCAAGAAUGAAAAAGAUGACCAUGGUCAUUAACGAGACCCUAAGGCUGUAUCCUCCGGUCAUCAGUCUCGUUAGGAAAGUGGAACGAGAAAGCAAAUUGAUAAGGUUCGUUCUCCCAGCCGAUAUCAUCGUGCACAUUCCGACGCUGUCUCUUCAUCUUGAUCCUCACAUUUGGGGAGAGGACGCGCAUCUCUUCAAUCCAGAAAGAUUUUCAGGAGGAGUUGCUAAAGCUACAAACAACAACCCGGCAGGGUACAUUCCGUUUGGUCUGGGACCGCGCAAUUGCGCAGGCAUGAACUUUGCGACCAAUGAAGCCAAAAUCGCUCUCUCGAUGAUUCUCCAACGCUACGCCUUCACUCUGUCCCCGACCUAUGUUCAUUCUCCAAUUUUUCACUUCACAGUUCGGCCGGAACAUGGGGUUCAGGUGGUGCUUCACCCUCUCUAGUAUGUAUCAAGGUGCGCACUGGGUGCAAGACAAUCUUAAAUUUCAAGCAAAUAAAUGUGUUGUCACAGAGAUGGAUAUUGAAGGUCCUUGAGAAAAAGGACAAUAUUACUUACAUACGCACAUAAAUUCUAAUGAUAAUACAAUAACAGCAUGUACUGUUACAACA